GGCUUCGUGCAAACAUAUGCUGAUGUGUUAAACGGUAAAGUUGCAACGCGUGUUGGUAAUUCACUCUAAAUUUUUUGUUGCGCUCUUCCGAUCGAUCGCCGGUAAUACAUAAAUUGAGGGAAAGCGGGGAGGACGAUUUUCCCCGACUUUAUUUUAGUGUGACAAAUUAGUAAAAACAAAAUGGAAAUUGUUAAUAUUUUAUUUGGGGAAAAAUGAAUGGUAAAAUAGUGUUUUAGUAAUUAAAAAAAAAAAAAAAAUAGCAACAACAGCAAAGCAAGCGUGUUAAAAGUUAAAUAAAGUGAGGCGUUAUGCAUUAAAAAUUUACACAAACUUGUAAAUUAACCGCGAGUGUGGGAAUUUCUUUUGUGCAUCGAGCAUACAUACAUACGAGCAUUUGUAUGUGCUCGAAGUGAAUUUCUGAAUACAACAAAUAUUUUCAACCAAUAUUGAAAGAAAAAAAAGUUGGAGAGUUUAAAGGUUCAACGUCGAAUGGAUGCGGUCGAGGUGUUUAAAAGUGAUAUCGUACAAUCACCUUCUUUGUGAUCGAGAAUCCAGCAUGUUGAAUAUUUAGCACAGUUCUACAACUUAGUGAGUACCCUUAAACUGCCAAAAACUUGCCACUAUACGCCACAACAAUCAGAAUGUCAAUCAACCAGGGAAAGUACAAGCCUAGCAUCUGCGCUAUAGACGAGGUUGACGAUCGCUGUCUCAAAAAUGAUGAUCUCCAAAAACAACAAAUCGAGGGUAGUGAAACAGCGCCCUUGACCACCAAUCAACAGAAAUUACACAUCGAGCCCAGCAGUCAUGUGGGGAAGGACGUGGAAUCACAGAUCGAUGAUAAUAUUGGUGGCAAUGGUAAUAGCAAAGCGGAUGGUGUAACUGGCGGCACUGGCAAUGCAGCUGCCAAUGGCUUUCGUGCUUUGCUACUUCCAGGUCGCCUCUCGUUAGACGCGCUGAUGCAGUUGUCACGCAAACGUCGUAUUCUCUACAUAACGACGGUUUGCUUUUGCGCCUUACUUUUAGUCAUAAUUGUCAUGAUGAUCGCCUUCUGGCCGGAGGUGCCAUUCUACUUUCGCGCCGAACUGUGUCUGGAGAAGGAAUGUGUACAGACCAGUCAACAGCUGCUCUUAUGGGCCAAUGUAUCCAAAAAUCCCUGUCAUGAUACCUACGAAUGGGCGUGCGGUAAUUUCGCGCGUGAAUAUGCCGAGAAUGAUUACUAUGUAAUGAAGCGCGGUGAAUGGAACUAUAAGACCUAUAAUGAAUAUGAAGAACUGAAUGAGCUGAACCGUUUCAUAUCGAUGCUGCCAUCAUCGGGUGCAGCUUCCACAGUGGAGUCGUUGAUUUCGAGCUUAUAUCGAUCGUGUCGUGAAAUCGAUACACUCGAUAAGAGUCAAUCGGAUUUGUUGCUAAAGAAGGCGAUCAAAUCAGUGGAGGACUGGCAAGCGUUUCGUGACUCAAAUCGUCUACGCAAUUGGGAAUACAAAAAGGCUUUAGUGCAUCUCCAAGCGAUCUAUGGCAUAUUUCCUUAUUACAAAGUCAGCGUUGAAAAUCGCUUUAAUAAGCCGCAUGACUACAUAAUCACUUUGGAUGAGGGCGAAAUUGGUUUGCCCGAUCGUUAUUUCUACAAUAUUGAUCAAAAUGACGAGAUCGUUCGUGGCUAUAAAUUGUUGCUGCGUGACUUUGCGAUCAACAUGGGAAUCGUAUCAAAUGAGGCGGAUCUAUUUGCUGAUGAAAUUUUCCAUUAUGAAAAACGCAUAGUUAGUCACAUCGACGCGGUGAAACAAUCCGAUGAGAGUAAAUUGAAUGAAAUUAAGACGUUGGCUGAAAUGAAAACAAUAGCGCCAUCUUUGCCAAUAAUGGAGUCACUUCAGGCGAUUUUCAGUAGUACCAAAAUUAGUGAUGAAACAGAAAUUCUGGUGCGCGAUGUCAAUGUGUUCCGCGAACUAUCCAUUGUGGUAUCCACCUCCGAUAAGAAACCCAUUAAUAAUUUUAUAAUUUGGUCAUUGGCGCGUCAUCUGUUGCCGCAUUUGUCGCAGGAAUACCGCAAUUUGGUGGAGAAUUUCGAUCAUGCCAUUUAUGGUCGCACAGCCACAUAUCCGCGUUGGAUGGUUUGUUCGCAAAUAGUGCGCGAUUGGUUACCAUUCGCUGUCGAUGCUCUGCAGCAGCAUCAAAAUACCGAACGCACAAAGUCCAAACGAUAUGCGUCGCAAGACUACAAAAAUGGGGAACCCGAUUCAACGCAUUACCCCAGUAAAUCGCAGGGCAACGAUGCAUUUCUACGUCUCAUGUACUACAGCUUGCAGAAUCAGUUGAAGGACUCAGUCAAUCAGGCGAAUUGGAUUGAUAAACGUGUAAAAAGCUAUAUUAUUGAUAAAUUGACUACAAUGCGCUUGCAGAUCGGCAUACCCGAGGAGGCGCUUAACGAAAAAACCUACAUUGAGGAAUAUUAUGACAACCUGUCGCUGAAUAAUUUAUACUUUGUUGAGUACUUGGAAUCGAUUUGGAGUUUUCGCAAAAUGCGCAUGGAAGCAAAGUUGAGGGCGAUGAGUAUCGUAGAUACUAUUGUGUCCGAGAUGUAUACACGUGAAACGCCCCAGCCGAUUAGCUAUUCGAAUAUCUUGAAUAUGUUGAUCAUAUCACGAGGAAUUGCCGCAUCCGAGUACUAUGAUUACAGAUACCCUAUUCCCAUCAACUUUGCUCGCAUUGGCGCUGAUAUAUUGGAAGUUUUGAUCGAUUCAAUCUACACAUUUGUGGAGCAAUACAAGGCCGAGCAUGCGAUUUUGACCAAUGAAAGCCUCGCAGCACAAUUUGAUUUACCCAAAGUGGAUGUUAGUUGCAUGCUAGGUGCAGCUGUUGCACACAAUCACGCGAGUGAGCUCGACGAACUGUCUACGCAUGCGCUGAGGAGUUUCCAUUACACUUUGAGCGCUGCAAGAAUUGCUGCACGCGCCCAAACCACUUUCAUAGAAGCGAUCGAUGCAGGGAGUCCCAUCAUUGGUGCCAGCAUCGAUCAGUGGCUGACAUAUGAAAAUCUACGUUUGACGCAACGCCCGCGGAUGCCUGGACUGCGUUCUUUCAACGAGAAUGAACUCUUCACACUCGCAUACAUGCAGAAGCACUGCAGCACAUUGAUUGCUGAUAAGGAUUAUGCGCCGAUCAAGCCGCAUGUGGAACAACAGCUGGCUGAAGAAUACCUAUUCAAAGCGACCUGGCAGCACAUACAAUUCUUACCGCGCUCCAUAAGCUGUUCUACGACCGAGGCUCGCUGUUCUAAUAUACUUUAGAAAUAAUAAUGGCACACAAAUUGAGCCGUGUGUUUUUUAAAUAAUUUAAUAACUUCUAUUGCCAAGACUAGAGAAUGCCAGUAAAUAUGUGGCAAGUAAAGAUGCAAAGGAACAUCACAUUCACAUUUUAUUGUAGUUUUACAAUAUUUAUAUUAUUAUCAUUAUUUUACGCUUAGUAUAGGUAUGUAGUUGCUAAGUAGGGCUCAUUGUAUGCAAUUUUUGUAUUCUAUUUCUGUUUAAGUUUUAAGUGGUGAGAUAAUUUACAAAUUAUUUUUAGUUAGUUCAGUUAGAUUUUAAGUGAAAUGACUUGCUGCGCAUCUUUCCAUCACACUUUUAGUUCAUUUUUAUUAAAAAAUAAUUAAUAAUAAUUAUUUAACCAAAUAGAGUAAAAGCAGAAAAAAGACAUUUAUGAAUUUGCACAACUAAAAAUGUAAAUGUAUGAUACAAAAAACAAGCUGCGGAUUUAUUGUAGCAAUCAACUACAAUUUUUAUUAUUAAAACAAAGAAAAAAUGUAAUACGUGUAAAAAUAAAGAUCA
Molecule: messenger RNA, 3821 nt
Organism: Anastrepha obliqua
Lineage: Eukaryota; Metazoa; Arthropoda; Insecta; Diptera; Tephritidae
Gene: goe
Product: protein gone early
Exons: 16
Coding region: 642-3284 (880 amino acids)
Biological process (GO): protein processing
Cellular component (GO): plasma membrane
Molecular function (GO): metalloendopeptidase activity
Source: RefSeq, a predicted model, not a curated record